Molecule: messenger RNA, 2300 nt
Organism: Owenia fusiformis
Lineage: Eukaryota; Metazoa; Annelida; Polychaeta; Sabellida; Oweniidae
Source: the annotation of a GenBank genome assembly
ACUAACUGAUGACGUAAAUUUUGAUUGAACAAAUGGCGCAUUAUUCCAUUUUAGGAAUGUUAUGAAAUAAAGUGGUUUCCCAAAGAGUGUGUUCAUUAUAUGAAACAUAAUGCAUUUUGUGACAUCCAAUUGAUGUUUAAGCGAUAUUGUGCUUGAAAACAAAGCUUGAGAAUGUGGAUACAGACAACUGUCAUAUAUAAGCAGAAUUUGAUGACGUAGAGCCCAAGUACACAUUGCGCGAAAUUCGCUUAUAUUUUCUGUCGAUCGAAGUCCACUAAAGCCUAACCUGAAGUAGUAUUACCAAAAUACAGAUGGGAUUUCCAUUAUGGAACAAGUGUGUGUGGUUGAAAUCAGUGGAAAAAAUUCUGAAGGGAAAUCUGAAUCUACAAGUGGCAGUGGAAUCAUUGUCAAUGCAACACACGGACUAGUGAUCAGUCAUGCUUCUUUGCUCUACCCAUUCACUGACAGUCACAACCCUAUAAACUAUGCAGACAAUAAUAAUGUAAGGUAUAAGGUGUUAGUUCAGACUCCUGAAAAAAACAAAAAGAAACAGGUAACCUUGAACGCAAGCUCAGCAUUAGAAAAAGAGUAUAAUAAGACAUUAGAUCAUGUGGAUGACAAUGUUUUACAUUCAAAACUUAUUAAAACACACUAUGCAGAAAAUGUCUUAAUAUGGGAAUGUAAGGCAUUUAAAGAUUCAUUAAGAAAACUUAUGUCAAAAUAUGAUGGCUGGAAGUUUGCUGAUGAUCCAGCUUUGUCGACUGUAAAGCAAGGAGCAAAAUCACAAGAAAUUGAGGCCAAAGAUGACAUUGAUCAUGAAAAGCUGAAUUCUUUGUUGUCAUGUUUCAUCAUGCUGAAACUAGAGAAUUGGACACCACAAACAUCCAUGAUAGAUGUUCCAGUAUACCCAAGUGUACAGUUAAGAAUUGGCCAGACAUGCAGAGUUUUAGGGACUCCCUUUGGAACUUUAAGUCCUGCCGUCUUUAUGAACUCUUUAAGCAGUGGCGUAAUCAGUAACGUAUCAGGAGUGAAUAAUGCCUUGAUUUUGACUGACGCGAGAUGCAUUCCGGGAACUGAAGGUGGCCCAUUGUGCAUACAGAAAAAUAACCAUAGGCAAAUCGCAGGUUUAGUUGUGACAUCACUUUGCUGGAAAACAAAUGAGUGGAUCGGUCUUUCUGUAGCCUGUAGCUUUUCAGAAAUUCUCUCCUCCUUACAAGAGAGCUUGCAGUUUGAUGAAUCAGCCAUCAUUCAAAGCAUUAAAAGCAGAGUAUCUACCUUAGCAGUUGAAGCUAAGCCUCAGGACAAACAAGUAAUAAACCAGCCUGAUAUGAGAUCUGUUGUGUUUGUGAGGGCUGCAACGAGUUGGGGUAGUGGCAUCGUAAUAGAUGGCGCCUCUGGUUUAAUUCUCACAUGUAGUCAUGUCAUCAAAGAUGCGAAGGCUCCAGCUGUAAGAGUGAGGUCCCAUACACGCCUGAAUAUAUGGUACAAUGUGGAGAUAGUCUACAGCACUCCAUUGUCCAAAGUGUUCGAUGUGGCCAUUCUAAAGUUGCUCAACUACACACCAGAUUCUCUACCUCAGGCUAAUAUUUGCUCAGAUGUUAAAAAAGGUAUGACAGUGUAUGCAGUUGGCCAUGCUCUGUUCGACAGUCAGCAUAACCUCUCUCCAACCAUGACUAGGGGAAACAUCUCAACUGUGGUCUCCAGAGGACAUAUGCCAGUCAUUCUACAGAGCAGUUGUGCAGUACAUUCAGGAGCUAGUGGGGGAGCUUUAAUGACUCCUGAGGGACUGGUUGCUGGACUGAUCACAUGUAAUUCCAGGGAUACUGAUAGUGGUGCCUGUUUCCCACAUGUUAACCUAAGUGUUCCUCUUCCGACCAUCUGGCCAAUAUUGCGACACUACAUUCAAAACAAAGAUGUGAAGAUUCUGAAGCACCUGAAUGUUGAAGAUAUGGUCAUUGCGAGCCUGUGGAAGCUUCAGAGAUACAUUCAUCAAACACUUAGUCGUCUAUAAGGAGCUUUCAUAGAUGCAACAUAUAAUUACAAUAAUGAUGACUGUAAUAAAACAUGAAACAUUCCAUCUGAAGGCAUUACCAUAUAUACAAUCAUACGUUGGACAUUAUUGGCCAAAUAUUAGUGAAUUAACCCACCUGGGGUUCAAAGUAUGCCUAUAUUGUAAACCUGGAACUGUUCCAGAUGAUUUAAUUCAGAAAGUCUGAUUUAUUUCAUAUCAUAUGGAAACAUUAUCAAGUAGAAUGAUUAUACUUUCUCUUAAAAUUGUGCCUUUUGACUUCUGUUAUUAU